Silurus meridionalis is the source of this 4080-nucleotide messenger RNA. It is a transcript of the gene pknox1.1, whose product is annotated as pbx/knotted 1 homeobox 1.1. The transcript is spliced from 11 exons. Gene Ontology annotation, biological process: regulation of transcription by RNA polymerase II; angiogenesis. The record is from RefSeq and is a predicted model, not a curated record. The coding region runs from base 1635 to 2969 and encodes 444 amino acids. Gene Ontology annotation, molecular function: DNA-binding transcription factor activity, RNA polymerase II-specific; RNA polymerase II cis-regulatory region sequence-specific DNA binding. NCBI's taxonomy places the organism in Eukaryota, Metazoa, Chordata, Actinopteri, Siluriformes, Siluridae.
ACCUAUCAAUCAAAACAAUGCGAGCGGCGCGCUGAAAUGCCGCGGCCUGUGUAUCUUACACGGGCUUGGGCGACGUUCUGUUUGGGUUUUUGUGGGAGUUUGAUUUUUUUUGCGUUGGGAAAAAAACUAGUGUACCGCCUGUCAACCAUGUAAAGGACAGAAAGUCAUAAAAUAUGUGCUUUUUGAUGAGAGAGGAGGAUUUUAUUUACAAGAGCCAUGAGUGAGAUUAAGCCCAGGCCCAGCUUUAAGAGCACACACACUCACACACACACUUUUUCUCGAUAUACAGCGCGUGGAAUUGAUUUUUUAAAAAUGAUUUCUGAUCAUUAUAUAAUUAAUUUUAUUAUUAUUACUACUACUGCAGCGUUCAGAUGUCCAUCUAGUAGUGUCAUUAAUUAUACUUGUAUCAUGAUUUGACUUUAUGAUGUUAUAAUAAUAUUUAUAAUUAAACACUACUCUUGUGAUCGAUGUUAGUAGUAUUUUAUUAAACACACUUUGUACGCACUGAAUUACAGCAUUCCUAUAUAAUUAGCGGGUUAGCUAACUUAGCCUUGUUAGCAAGUUGUAGCAAAAUAGAAGCUAAUUAGCAUCUGCGAGCUAGCCUUUCUUUAUUUUGGGGGGACAUUUUAUGGCGUGUAAAUGAAAAAUAAAACUGCUGGAUACAUACAAAACUAUAUUAUUGUGAUUUUUGAAUGCAUGAAACAAAGCGAAUUUAAAUGGAGUUUUAUGUGUAACGCUAGCGCGCUAGCGGAGAUGUAGGCCAGGCUAGUUUAUAGUGCGGUGUAAUGGGCGCACCUUUUUGUGUUUUUUUUGUGGAUUUUUGCAAAAUUCAGACUGUGUUGAAAAUAGUUACGUUUGAAGUUCUGGAUUUGAAAACACAAAAAAACAACAAAAAGAAACUAUUUCAUUAAGCUUUCAUUAAGGCCUGGUUGGUUUCUAAGGUACAAUGCUAGCGCUUCUGCUAAUGUGGCUCUGCGUGGUGGAAAAGUCACUCCGUCUGUCAUCAUUUAAUAAUUGGGUUGAAAUGCUUUAACACUGCAACAUGGGUAGAAAAAGAAGAAAUACACCAAGAUUUGCUAAACAAAAAACUAACUUUAAAACGUUCCCCGACAACACAAUUGUCAUUCAAUAUUUGUAUUGCUGUUUCCCCCCGAACAGAUUUACUGUCUGUACAGUUCCAUGACUGCAGCUGAAGAAGCACAACGAAACUCAAAACUACUAUAAGUGGAAAUAAAUUUGACAGAAAGCCUAAAACACAAAGUUUUGGAAGCAUUAAAGCAUGUCUAAGUGUAUUUGUUGACAAAAAAUGAAAUUCCCUCUCAACAAAUUUGAAGUUUUCUCAAUUGUGAUUUUUUUUUGUGGCAGUGACUGUAUCAUAAAAUCAGCCAAAAAAUGUAGUCAAGUUUAAAAUUCCUGAUCCUGGAUUACAUGUGCCUGGGUCAUUCAACGUUUUUCCUUUUCUAACACAUCUAUUUUGACUCAAAAACUUGUCUGUAAGCCAGCAAUCCACUGAACCACUGAUCCACUGAUUUCAAAUCCCAAGAUCACUAAACUGUCACUGUUGGUCCCCUCAGAAAGGCUCUUUAACACCAACUGCUCAGUUGUAUAAAUAAGAUAAAAGAAGUGUCUGCCAAAUGGCAUCAAUUUUAAAUGCCUGCCCAUAUAAUGCUCCAGUGUUGGCAUCGGUUACAGUGAACAUGAUGGCAGGCCAGCCUGUGUCAAUGCACAAAUACGAGGAGCGAGUUCAACAGGGGGUCGAGCAGACAGAAAAUGACCCAGAAAAGAGUUUUGCAGACACCGGAAUGGGGAGAACCUGCAGCAAUGCUCUUGCUGCGUCCAAUCGCAUGGAUGCAGAUAAAGCUUCCAUAUACAGGCACCCGCUUUUCCCUCUCCUAACCCUUCUGUUCGAGAAGUGUGAGCAGUCUACUCAGAGCUCAGAUUGUGUCACGUCAGCAAGCUUUGAUAUCGAUAUCCAGAAUUUUGUACGCAACCAAGAAAAGGAGGCCAAGGCUUUCUUCAGCGAAGACACUGAGCUUGACAGUUUGAUGGUGAAGGCCAUUCAGGUUCUCCGGAUUCACCUGCUGGAGUUGGAGAAGGUCAGCGACCUGUGUAAAGACUUCUGCAGCCGCUACAUCUCCUGCCUCAGGAGCAAGAUGAACAGCGAGACCCUGCUCAGUGGAGAAACCGAUGGCCCUUACUCUCCCCUACACACUCCAGAUUCCCAGGGCUCUGUGGUUUCUUACUCACCUAUGCAACAGGGAAACCUUUCAACAAUCACUCAGUCCCAAAUGGUGUCAGGAGGUGCAGUGUAUCAACCGGUCACAGUAGUCACACCCCAAGGUCAUGUCAUGGCUCAGGCCAUUUCACCGAGCAAGAUACACCUUCAGAACAGCCAGCAUUUACAGCUGCAGAUGAAUCAGGAUUUUGGUUUCUUCAGUAACGAAGACAGCUCCUCUAAAAACAAGCGUGGCGUACUCCCCAAACAGGCCACCAACGUCAUGCGCUCAUGGCUCUUCCAACACAUUGCGCACCCGUAUCCUACCGAAGAUGAGAAGAAACAGAUCGCUCAUCAAACCAAUCUCACUCUGCUACAGGUCAACAACUGGUUUAUUAAUGCACGGAGGCGGAUCCUGCAACCCAUGUUAGAUGCCAGCUCCACAGAGAUACCCAAAACCAAGAAAAAGACUCCACAGCCCCGCCCUCUACAGCGCUUUUGGCCUGAUUCAAUUGCUUCUUCUGUGUCCCAGCAACAGUUUCUGGAACAAAACAUGGAUGAAGUUAACAUUGUUACAGUUGGGAUGAGCAUGGACGGCUACCAAACUCUAUCCUCAGACGGAGCUACACUCGCCAUGCAGCAAGUCAUGAUGGGUAAUCACAGCGAGGAUGAAACAGACAUCAGCGACGACGAGGACGACACACACCAGUCAUCAGCUAACAUGACUGAUCUAGGCCUCAAUGCCAGUAACUGAGUCUCUCUCUCUCUCUCCCUCUCCCUCUCUCUUUCUCACACACACACACACACACACACACACACACACACAAAAGACUUUAUAUGGCCCUGACUUUGGCAAAUUGAUACGCCUGCACUACAGAGAGUUAUUAAAAAAAAACAACACCUCUUCAUGUGUACACACACACACAGUUGAUAGAGAGCAUUACAUUACAUACAAAUGUGUUUAAUUUAUAUGGAGAUGUUUGUACUGCGUAGAUGUCUAGGUGAGUGCACUUUUUUUUUUUUUUUUUUUUUUAUAAAGACAGCAAAAAAGAUAAAUAUUUGAAUGUCCCCAAGUUUUUGUAACUUACAUUCUUUUGAACUUGUUACACAAUUCUAUGCAUUUCUAUAAUAGCUCAUCUGGAUGGCUAAUUUUUGCAAGUUUGUCCUUAUGAUUGUGUGACUGUAAUGACUGUAAUCCCCCCUCAUCCUGUUGUCCUCAUUCUCUCUCACAACCAUGUCAUGAGAGCAACAAUGAGAAAUGCAUAUUUUUAUAUAUUAAGAACAAAAAUGUUUAUUUCUCUCUUUUUUUGGUUUUAUUUUAUUUUACGUUUUAUAAGGAAUAUUUAUGUACAAAAAACAUGCUAGUUAGUUGCCCAGUUUUCAGGGCUUUGUAACAUUUUAUAGGAAAACACACAAAAAAAAAAUAAUUGAAAGGUUUUUGCAUACAUAAGUUAGCAACAAAACUAUGCCUUACAUUGUUCUUUUGUAAAAUGAACUGAAGCACAUGCGUUGUUGAGUAACUGAUGAGUGGCUCAGUUCGUUUCAGCCGUGUUUGCUGGAAAGACGGGAAUGUACAUCAUAGUCAGUAGUUAGUAUCAGUCCUCAAGCUACAUUUAGACGCGUGGUUCUCCGUUUUGCCGCACUGUACAUUUUAUUCCCUGUACAAUUCAUCGGCUAAUUAACACAUCAUCAAAAUGCCGAGUGAAGGAGAAAUAUGCCGAUCAUGCAAUCUCUUGUAAUGCCAUAGAGAGCUGCACAUCAAGAUCUCCCAGGUUUACAGAUACAAUUAUGGAACUGAAAUUCCAUUUAUAAAACUGUCUCAAAAUGUUACUAAUAAAAGCAUUAAAAUCAUGUGUUCAAUCACA